Molecule: messenger RNA, 4728 nt
Organism: Oryzias latipes (Japanese medaka)
Lineage: Eukaryota; Metazoa; Chordata; Actinopteri; Beloniformes; Adrianichthyidae
Gene: tcf3a
Product: transcription factor 3a
Biological process (GO): regulation of transcription by RNA polymerase II
Cellular component (GO): chromatin; transcription regulator complex
Molecular function (GO): DNA-binding transcription factor activity, RNA polymerase II-specific; protein dimerization activity; RNA polymerase II cis-regulatory region sequence-specific DNA binding
Source: RefSeq, a predicted model, not a curated record
CGAUCGAACGUAGAUCCAAGUUAAUUCCCCGUAAGAUCACUUUUGUUGCUGUAUUUUUCUGAAAGACAUGACAAUUUUGUUAUUUUGGCUAAAAUUGACUUGAAAAAGGAAGGCUGUCGAGUCAACGCUUUUUGUUUUGUUUUAGCUUUAAAGUAUAUAUUGCUGAUGUUUUAAGAGUCCAUGUCCUCCGAAGGCAGUGCUGCGGAUUGAUAUUCAAUUGGAACCGACAAUGUGGAGGCUGUUGAAAUGUCUACUUGGAAAAUGAAAUGGUAACACUUUAUUUAACCGAAAGAGGAUAGAGUUGUAGGACAGUUGUUAUUCUCGCGGGAGAGGUGUUUUCAUCUCCGUGACGGCCAAAAGAGAUUGCAAGUGACGGAGUCAAAUAAAUAAAUAAUCGGGCGACGCGACAAAGUAGUGGUUGUCUUUGCUUCUCUUCAUCAACCCCUCCGUCCGGACCACGGGAGACGGAUCCUAUUCCUAACUUUGUUUCUUUAUUCUUCCUCCUUGUACCGCCGUUCAUUUCUCUCUGCUGGAUGCCACAUCACUAAUUCCAGUUGCUGAGACUGAAAGGGCCGAGUGAACAGCAGCAGACAAUGGCUGCAGUGGAAACAGACAAGGAGCUCAGCGAUUUGCUGGAUUUUACAGCGAUGUUUGAGCUUCCAGUUCCAAAUGGUAGAAGUGGGCCAACUACCCUGGGUCAGUUUGGAGGUUCUGGCAUAGAUGAGAGGAGUGGGUCUAGUCCAUGGGGACCAGGAGAAGAAAAUAGUCCAUCCUUCACCCAGGGAAGAGGUUAUGGAGAAGACGGCCUUUACAGCGAGCGGGAGGGCCUGGCCUCUGCCCCUGUGUUUGGAUCAGGGCUUGUGGGAAAGGCUGAUCGGGGGCCGUACCCAUCAUUUGGAGCUCAGCCGGGUUUUGUACUCGGUGAGAUGCCCAUUCCCAGUCCCGACAGCAUCACCUCAUCUGCUGUUAAGUCCAGCUCACAGUUUUAUUCAUCCUUUGAUGGCAGUAACCAUCGCAAGAGAUCCUCACAGGACUCAAUAGAAUCACAUCCAAAAAAGAUCAGAAAGGUGCCGCCUGGCCUGCCCUCUUCUGUCUAUGCGACAGCCACAGGAGAGGAUUUUAGUCGUGAAAGUGGUCCUUAUCCAGCUUCCAAAGCAGGAAAUGGCUAUACAGCACCUUUUUACAUGCAAGAAGGCCAUCACACACCUUCUGAUCCUUGGGGUUCGGCUGGGUCCAUGGUUCAGCCUCAUUAUUCUGGUGUGCUGGGCAGCUCCCCCCAUAAGAGUCAGCAUGGUCCGUUUCCUGCCAUCAACCCCCAAGACAGACUGAAGCGCCAGCCCCUGCCCCUCUCUCCACAAAAUUUCCCUCUGCAUGGCAGCGAAGUAAAUGGUGCUCCUGCUGUCUUCCACUCUGGCUCCAGCAGCUUUGGGGUCCCUAGUCAAACACCCCCCAUCGCUGGAACUGAAACCAUAUUGGCUAAUCGAGGUGCAAUACCUGCAAGUUCUGGUGAUGAAAUUGGAAAGGCUCUGGCAUCUAUCUAUCCUUCCGACCACAACAGCAAUGCCUUCCCCCAGUCUCCGUCUACUCCGUCUGGCUCCCCUCAGGCUGUAUCAGGUUCUGCAUCCCAAUGGACUCGGUCCUCUUGCCAGGCCACACCUUCGCCUAACUUUGAAGGUGGAAUUCAAUCUAUGCCAAGUAAAAUGGAGGACCGCCUGGAAGAAGCCAUCAAUGUUCUUCAGCGACAUGCCAGCGGACAGGGAGGGCCAGGAAUCGCUGAAAUGCACAAUCUGUUGUCGACAGGGUUGGGAUUGCCACCGGGUUUCAGCAGUGCAGCACUUGGACUGUCCAGUCGUCUUCAAGGACUGGCAUCUAGUCACCACGAAGACUCUGUUGGUCUGCCCUCUAGUGGAGGGUUGAUGCUUCACAGCCCAGCAUCUGUUCGCACUGAGGGUUUUACAGGCCUUUCUGGUAGUGUAACUCGCUCUGGUGGGGCUUCUAUUAAGCGAGAAGAGAAGGAAGACGAUGAGAACUGUUCCAUUACAGACAAGUCAGAGGACGAGAAAAAAGAUAUGAAGACCCGUCUUCGAACAAGCCUUGUCACAGUGACUGAUGAGAACCUGACCGCUGAGGAGAAGGAGCAGAGGGAGCGUGAGCGCCGCCUAGCUAACAACGCUAGGGAGAGGGUGCGCGUUCGUGACAUAAACGAGGCCUUCAGGGAGCUGGGCAGGAUGUGUCAGGUCCACCUGCAGAGCGACAAGGCCCAGACCAAGCUUGUGAUCCUGCAGCAGGCUGUCCAGGUUAUUCUGAGCCUGGAGAAGCAGGUGCGAGAGCGCAAUUUGAAUCCUAAAGCUGCUUGUCUGAAGAGGAGAGAGGAGGAGAAAGUUUCAGGUGUUGACCCUCAGAUGCAGCUCACCGGCGGCCACUCGGCUCUAGGAGGGGAUGGAAACAAUUCUGUGAGCCAUAUGUAAUCCUCAGUUCCUGUUGAUUGUACAGCCUUCAUAUCAUGUGGCCUUAUCUGUCAUUUUCAUGCAUCUCAGUGUGGGUAAAUCAAGCACACAUGCACACACUGACUCAGCAGGCGGCCACAUUCCAGGACUGGAAUUCAAGCACAAGAAACUUACACACACAACAAAAGGUGUAUAAAGAAGAAAAGUUCCAAUUAUGACAACUGAGGACUUUGUUGAACACCAGGAUGCUCUUAAAAUGACAUUUUUGUAGUAAAGUUGCUUUAUUCCUGGGAGCAAGUUUAGCCUGGAUCAAAUAGUUUUUGGAUCAACUUCUCAUGUGAGCAGAGUUCGAUUUAUAUGGACGAAUAAUUAUCGGCAUUCCCUACAGAAAAAGAGGUCUUACAUUUUUGGUAUACAGAGGGAGGAUUUAUAUCUUGUGAUUGAAAAAAGCUUGGUCAUUGUGCUUUAAAAAGGCUACACACUUAGUAUGUGAUUUGAAAAAAAAAAGAACUUUUUGUAAGACUGAUUCAAAAACUGACUGGUGUUUUGGAUUUGCUGGUAUUUUUCUUGGAUUUCUUUCAGUGGCCGAUCGUGUGCAACAGUCAAAUGUGUUACUGGGACUAUUUAUUGCUUGUUUCAUUUGGCUGCGGAUCCCAGUCUCCACUUUUAAAAGUCUUUUGUUUCUGUCACUUCCAUGCAAGUGAAAUAGAAAAACCGGCGGAGAGAGUCGCCACCACCGAGGGAAACCCAGGACUCGGCAUAAAUACUGGAUCCAAAGUGAGGCUGAAUAAGUUGGCCCAGUCCUCCCUCACAGAGGCUGUUGUUGGACUUUCUUCACUAUUGUGAAGUUCCUUUUGCUCCGACCCACAUAGAGCCAGCAUCGGCCUCUUGCCCCACGUCCUUCAUUUCCUCUGAUCCAAGAAGAACUCGUGUUGGAGACAAAUAAGUAUUGAAAAGGGAUCACAAGUGUUACCGUUACCUUUGGGAGAAUUCUCACUUUUGCCUGGUUGCUCUCUGUUGACUUCUUGUCCCUCUACCCUAUUGAACAAUGUGGAACCUGUUAUAAGGAUCUUCCUUUUUUUGGAUAAUUUAUAUAUAUACAGUUUUUUUAUUUUAUUUUUUACUUUUGUAACAUAGUUGUAAGAGGUUUUCUUGUGUCAUUUGUCUUAUAUUUUUCUUUGUUACAUUGUUUUAAUGUAAGAGGACUCAAAAUUAGCUUCCAGGAACAAACUGGUGUUUUCUUUGGUGCCAGAGGCUUUGAAACAUUAAAAUUGAUGACCUUAUUUUUAUGUUUAUUAUCAUCACAUGUUGUGAUAUUGUGUUUUUUUUUUCUAAACACAAAACAUGUUAGAGCAGUUGCAAUUGGAUUGUUUUUUUUGCACACUGCCUAACAUCCAGCUGGCUGAUGAGCCGUAUAAGUUUAAGGUAGAGGCGGACAAAGUGGCCACCACACUUUUAACUUUCAGUAAAUGAUGAACUCCCCGUUGACUCUGAAAGGAUGGCCUUGGUCAUUUUCCUCCCUUUGGAACUUGAUGAUUUCUUUCUAGUGCCUGAUAUGUGUUUGCAACAUGUUAGAGAACGUUGUAUUCAUUUUUUUGAAAAAAAGAAAAGUACCUUCUCGUAUUACAGAUGUGGAUAAAUAAGUUUACUUCAGUGGCAUCUGUUGAAUGAAGAAAUAUGCUCCAGUGUAUGCGUGCCAUUUGUUCACUGAAUAAUAAUGUGGUCUACAACUUUGACACUUAUUGUAAUAAAAGUUUAUUUCCCAUUUUUAUGAUUUUUUUUUAAGAAUGUGAUUAUGAUUUUUUAUUUCUGGAUUGACCUGUGUGCUGAAAUACAUGUCACAGUGUAGUCGUUUUAUAUUACAAGCUUAUUUGUAACAAUAUUUGUUAGUUGAUCCCAAUUCUGACUUAAGGACAGCCCUCUGAUCUAGUUUUCUUUAUCGGCUACCUAAACCCAGCUACUAAAGACUUUUUUUUCAUAAAUCAUAAAUCUACAUCAAUAUAGCCUCUAAGAUAACACCUGUGUUUUUGGUUUAUUUGUUUGUUGGUUGGUUGUUUUUUAUUGCUUUGUUUGGUUAAAUGUUAAUUGUGUUGUCCUCUGUGAAAGAUGACCUGCAAGAGUUAUGUCUUCUCUCAUGUUUGAGGACAAAAUCUAUCUAUGGUUUGUCUUCAAAGUGCCUCAAGUUUGCUAUUUUUAUAUAUAUAUAUAAAUAAAAUAGAUAUCAAGAACUGUUGUGUACAUAACAGUGUAGUAGCAAUAAAUGUUCCAGUUUUAAUAAAAA